UCUCCUUCCCCCGCGCGCCUCUGCUCUCCAUCUUCACCGGUGACAGAUGGAGCAGUUCCAUCACGGCCAGCACGUGCGGCUGCGCAGCCGCGUGCACGGCACGUACCUGCACGCCGACGAGGACGGCUAUGGCGUCAACCUCCGCGUCCGCCGGGCGUCUAUGAACGCGGCUUGGGCGGUGCACCGGUACCCGGACGAGAACGGACAGUACCUGCUCCUCCACAGCGCCGCCUACGGCCACUACCUCGCCGCCACGGACGGACCGGCGCCGCUAGGCCACCGCGGGCUCCGCGUCGAGCAGCGCGACUACGACCAUCCUGAGGUGCAGCCAGUCGUCUGGCAGGCCAUCCUGUCAGAAUCCGAGGAAGAGGUCUACCUCCGCAACAUCGGCGGCGUCUGCCUCCGCGCCAACGGGAGGUACUGGAACACCGACGCCAGCGUCGACUUCGUCGACGACCUCGACAACAUCAGCAGGAAGAUGCUCUGGGUCGUGGAGCAAAUCCCCGCCAGGGAGGUCAUGCCUCCCCUUCCACGUCCGAUUGGGCUUCCCCACCCCAUGUUGCGGUCGCGGAUGAUCAUGUACGUGUGGCGGAACAUCCACGGGGAACUCAUCACCCGCGGCUCGUUCGUGUUCAGUGGGAGGUCCGUGUUCCGCCUGAGGAAGCGGCUAGCCAGGCGGCUGGGCGCCAUGGCAAUCUUGGACGACUCCGAACUCGUCAUGGGCCUCCCCACACGUGAUGGCCGGAUGUUUCCACUCGUCGUCGACCUGGCCAGCAGCGGCGAGACCCUCCACAUCUUCGUCGUCAUCGUCGGGACGCCUGCCCACGCGGCGCUGCGGUACGCGGAUGUCGAUGCAGAGUAGAGAGAUGCCCCUAGAGGUCGCCUUCCUGUCCACCUCUUCAUAUGUGUUGCUGCCUCGGACACGACGACAUAAGAACCCAGUUCCUUUCAUAGAGAUAUGGGUUCAGGAAAACCCAACAGUUCAUGUGUUCCUGCUACUUAAACUUGGUUUGUUCUUCUGA
Molecule: messenger RNA, 1022 nt
Organism: Triticum urartu
Lineage: Eukaryota; Viridiplantae; Streptophyta; Magnoliopsida; Poales; Poaceae
Source: RefSeq, a predicted model, not a curated record